AUGCCGGCACUAAUCAGCAUUCUGGACCGUCUGUCCACAAACAGCCAAUCUUCAAAACCGUGUCCCUCGAUCCCAAUCCCGGAAAAGUUCGCAAUCGGUAAUAAUUAUAACCGAUGGGAGAAACAAACACAAAUCUGCCUCCGACACUUUCCCCAUGAGAAACAUGCCAACCUGGUGUAUAGCCUCCUCACUGGCGAAGCAUUCGAUAUUGUCUCCGAAUCCAGAAUUCUAGAUGACGAGGUAACAGACGACACCUUUAAGAGGAUCCGACAACCCUUAGACAUCCCCAAGCUAGCGAUCGAGUACCGUCGGGGGUUUCACUCCCGCCGGCAACUGGCUGACGAAAACGUCCGCACCUACGUUCGAACUCUGCGACAUUUAGCAGACCGCGCAGUCCCAAAUCUGUCCAGCUCUGAACGCGAUCGGCGGAUCUUAGAACAACUCUUUGAGGGCACAUAA
Molecule: messenger RNA, 459 nt
Organism: Echinostoma caproni
Lineage: Eukaryota; Metazoa; Platyhelminthes; Trematoda; Plagiorchiida; Echinostomatidae
Source: the annotation of a GenBank genome assembly